CAAAGUUGUCGAUGCCCUUUCGCCUACGCACUGCGGAGAGAGAAAUUGAGUUUCCGAGAUAACCAGUUUUCUCUUUGAUUCAUCAAUGGCAACUGCGAGGACCGUGAAGGAUGUUUCGCCUCACGAUUUCGUGAAGGCUUAUGCUUCCCACCUCAAGCGUUCCGGCAAGAUGGAGCUUCCUGAGUGGACCGAUAUUGUAAAAACAGCAAAAUUUAAGGAGUUGGCUCCAUAUGAUCCUGACUGGUACUACAUUAGGGCUGCCUCAAUGGCAAGAAAGAUCUAUUUGAGAGGUGGUCUUGGUGUUGGUGCUUUCCAGAGGAUCUAUGGUGGAAGCAAAAGAAAUGGAAGCCGUCCCCCACAUUUCUGCAAGAGCAGCGGUGCAAUUGCCAGACACAUUCUGCAACAGUUGCAAAACAUGAGCAUUGUUGAGAUUGAUACAAAAGGAGGUAGGAAAAUCACUUCUAGUGGUCGAAGGGAUCUUGACCAAGUUGCUGGGCGGAUUGUGGUUGCUGCCUGAUCGAACAUCUCUUUGAGAACUGAUGAUGCAUUCUAGGAUUUAUGUUUGCUUAUUAGUAGAUGGCAUCAAGGAAAAAUUAAGUAUUGUUUGCUGAGAAUUUUACAAUUUGUAUUUUUGUUAAAUGUUUAACCUUUAUUCUAGUUUGGAGUUUUGGUCAUUAAGGUUUUGAUUUAAGUUCUCAAUGCAUUAUAUCUUCUCCAAUCACCAUUAUAUAUUGAAUGAUAUGAAUUAUAGUGAUGCU
Molecule: messenger RNA, 758 nt
Organism: Glycine soja
Lineage: Eukaryota; Viridiplantae; Streptophyta; Magnoliopsida; Fabales; Fabaceae
Product: 40S ribosomal protein S19-1
Exons: 4
Coding region: 86-517 (143 amino acids)
Biological process (GO): translation; ribosomal small subunit assembly
Cellular component (GO): ribosome; cytosolic small ribosomal subunit
Molecular function (GO): structural constituent of ribosome; RNA binding
Source: RefSeq, a predicted model, not a curated record